Messenger RNA from Effrenium voratum, 1188 nucleotides. NCBI's taxonomy places the organism in Eukaryota, Dinophyceae, Suessiales, Symbiodiniaceae. The record is from the annotation of a GenBank genome assembly.
AUGCAGCUUGCCAGGCUGUUGCAAAGGGCCGGGCGGGUCCAGGCCGCAAGGGGCGUCGCGGUGGUGGCGCGGACUCGGCUGGGUUUGGAGUCCUUGCUACGCGCGGAGCUGGAGACCUUGGCCAAGCCGGGCUCGGACUUCGUGAAGCCCGCGCCAGGGCCCGCCUCUGCCACCUUUGUGGCUCCCGAGGGGCGUCAGGCGGAGGGAGCUGUGGAAGUGCACUCCGCCGAGUGGGCGGCCGUGUAUCGGGUGCUGCGCAGCCGUCUGGCGCAGAGCGUCUGGGUACGCGUGGGCGAGCCGUUUGCGUGCGACAGCCUUGAGGCUUUCGAGGAGGUGCUCAGCACUGCGCCCUUUGAGUCCUUCCUGGCCGACGAGCCGAGGGUCACGGUGUCGGCCUGGGAGCGCCAGAGCCGCCUGGACGCUGCAGACCUGGAAGCGGCCCUCCGCCGGACAUUCCCAACGCCGCAGAGGCCUCGCGCCGUGCUACGCGCCGUGCUGCAGCAGAACGUGUGUUCGCUGGAGCUGCUUUGUGCGGGGGGCACGCGCCACUUGGCGGGGUGGCUCGCCAAGGGCUGGUCGGAGCCGAGCGGGUCGGACAUGCAGGUCGCCCAGCGCAUCCCUUGGUCCCUACAGGAGGUUGCAGCGCAGGCCAAGAGGAAUCCGACAGAUGUGGACGGGGCUUUCAUUGCCGCCUUAGUCGCCCAAGUCCCCCCACGCGCGCUUGCCACAUCGCUCGUGUGGGACCCUUUUUGCCGAGGCGGCCAAGUGCUGCUGGAGAUUCUGUCUGCUGUGCUGGCGCUGCCGCCCUGCGUGGAGCGGCAGCCUUGCGAGCGGCUCCGUCCGCACAGGCCUCAGGCUGAGGCAGCCCUGGGUGAGGCGAUGGUGGAGGCGCAGGCCUUGACCUUGGUGGGCUCAGACCGCAGCACAGCUUCCAUUUUGGAAGCGCGGCGCCGCCUGCGCAAGUUCUCCAAUGAGCUCAAGGGGAUGGAAACUGCAGAAGCGGAGCCAGACACUGCCAAAGUCCAACUCCAGGCUGGCAGCCGGCCACGGGUCAGAAGGAGCCACGUCAGUUCAACAGCAGUCACCCAAGAGCACCACACCCAAGAGCGCGAGGAGAAAAGGUCCUCAGCUUCUCCAGCGCUGCCGACCCGGAAGGCGGAAUCCAUUUGCCGUGCGAGGUGUCGCUGA